CAGUUGUGAACAGAUCAGUUUCAGAUGUCUGUGCAACUUGCCACAUUCAUGCUACAUGUCAUCAAAGUGAAGGGAAAAGCGUCUGCAUCUGUAACUAUGGAUUUGUAGGAAAUGGAAGAACCCAUUGUCAAGAUAAAGAUGAAUGCCAGAUUGGUGCCAGCAAGAUCUGUGGAAAUCAUACACUGUGCCAUAAUACACACGGAAGUUUUUACUGUGUUUGCCUUGAUGGAUACCGAGCCUCCAACAACAACAAGACAUUUAUUCCCAAUGAUGGCACAAACUGUACAGACAUAGAUGAAUGUGAGGAGUCUGGUCUGUGUGGUCGCAAUGCAAGAUGCGUGAAUACUGAAGGAAGCUACAAGUGUUACUGCAAUGAUGGUUAUAAAUUAGAAAAUGGAGAGAGUUCUUUUCAUCCAGAUGGGAACAUGGUUUCAUGCAAAGAAGUUGCAUGUGGUUCCCCUCCUGAAAUGAAGCAUGGCUACAUUGUGGGCAACUACAGCUUGCUACCAGGAAGUGCGGUUCAUUAUGAAUGUAAAGAAGGGUUUUAUAGCAACGAGGGAAAAUUCUCAUAUUGCACUGCAAAUGAAACUUGGGAACCUGCCACUUUAAGUUGUAAAGAUGUGGAUUGUGGGAUUCCACCUUCUGUGUUAAAUGCACAUCCAGCAUCUAUAAGUGGGACCACAUACGGAAGUGAAGUUACUUACAGUUGUGUUCAUGGUUACUUCACUGCGAGCGGCAACCAGACUGCAGUCUGCAAUGCCAAAGGACAGUGGGAUGGUACUGAUUUGGUGUGCAAAGAAAUAGACUGUGGCAAACCUUUGCUGAUUCCACACACAGAAAUGAUCUGGCACAACUCUACCACUCUACGGAGCAGAGUGUACUAUCAGUGUAAAGAAGGAUAUUAUUUUAAUGGAGACAGGAAUUUUUCAGAAUGCACAAUAGAUCAGUCUUGGGAGAAUAUUACAUACAUAUGCAAAGAGGAGGAAUUAUUCAGUAAUUUGUCCAUAUUCAAUGAAACAUGUGUGAAGUGGCAAAGGAAAACUGGAAGACUGGGAGUGCAGGAAACGUACAUGUUUCACAUACUGGGCCAAAGAUGGGAUGAGAAGGCAUUCUCGGAAGAUGCGGUAUUUAACAUCACUACAAGUGAAGAUAAUCCAAAUGUGUGUUUAGAUCUCAACUCUGGUGGUAACUACCUGGUGAAUAUUACUGCUAUCUCUUCCACAAACAUCACUGUCUCAGUUACAGUAGCAGUUCAAACAAAGGUAAAGGAAGCUCUCAAUAACCUAUUAAUUUUUAACGAUACAUGCUUGAAAUGGCGAAGGAAUGUCAGAGGAACUGAUGUGGAAGACACAUACUCAUUUCAAGUGCAAGGCCAGCGUUGGUAUCAGAAGGAGUUCUUUCAUGAAAUGACCUUCAACCUUACCACACACAAGCAGGCUCCAGAAGUUUGUUUUGAUUUGCAGCCAGGCACCAAUUACUCUGUUAAUAUUUCCAUGGUAGCUUUGAAUUUUUCACUGCUCAUUUCCAUGACAACACAAAUCACAGAUCCCCUUUUCCCAGACGUAGAAUUUGUUGCAGUAAAAGGUUCAGCACCGUUGCUCAGACUCCGGAAAGCAGAAGAUAGAAAUGGACCGAUCAGUCUUUAUCAAGUGAUUGUGCUUCCUCUGCAUUUGCAAAGCACUUUUACUUGUGACUCCUUUGCUUCUGCAACUUUCUUUAGUAACACCACUGACAUUAAAGGAUAUGUGGCAGCUGAAUUUCGGGCGAAGGAUGUUGCUGAUAACAUGUCAAUUGCUCUUGGAGACAGACAUUACUACGGGAAGUUUUAUAAUGCUCCUUUAAAGCUGGGAGAAGAGUAUUGUGUUUUUUUGAGAAUAAUAAGUGAGUGGAAUAAGGUGAGAACACAGUCCUGUGCUGUUUGGGCACAAAUUAAAAAUUUGUCACCCACUCUGCAGUACAUGACUGGUGUUGGAUUAGGGUCAGUUGCUGCUGUCUGCCUUGUACUGUUCUUUUCGUUCUCAGCAGCACGCUUUUAUCUCCACAGCACAGCGCACUCCCCGCCUGCUGCUUUAGCCUGUGAGGCUGUACAUGUAUCUGCUACAAUGGACAUGGCACAAACAGGGAUUACAUCAUCAUUCCUAGAGACUGAAAAUGUCUCUCUUCUCUGA
Molecule: messenger RNA, 2168 nt
Organism: Phaethon lepturus (White-tailed tropicbird)
Lineage: Eukaryota; Metazoa; Chordata; Aves; Phaethontiformes; Phaethontidae
Gene: SUSD1
Product: sushi domain containing 1
Exons: 15
Molecular function (GO): calcium ion binding
Source: RefSeq, a predicted model, not a curated record